This is a messenger RNA of Tetrahymena thermophila SB210, 6847 nucleotides long. Its product is annotated as Serine/Threonine kinase domain protein. The transcript is spliced from 13 exons. Lineage: Eukaryota; Ciliophora; Oligohymenophorea; Hymenostomatida; Tetrahymenidae. Gene Ontology annotation, cellular component: cytoskeleton; cytoplasm. The record is from RefSeq and is a predicted model, not a curated record. Gene Ontology annotation, biological process: peptidyl-threonine phosphorylation; actomyosin structure organization. Gene Ontology annotation, molecular function: ATP binding; protein serine/threonine kinase activity.
CUAAUUUUUAAUGAAAAAGGAAAAUUGGAGGAUAUUAUGCAACUAAAAGAAACAACUAGCAGUCUGAGACUAAAAUUUAUUAGACUUAAAAACUACAUGAUAUCUGAUUAUUCAGAUGUGUUGGAACUCUACUUUCAAAUCAAAGACAAAUAUAAUCUUUGGAAGCUAAAAAGAUGGUUUACAAAUUACAAGAAAAGAAAAACUUAGAUAUAGAAAGCAUAACUAUUAGAAAAUAUGUAAAGUAAAAAAAUUAUUUGUAGAAUUUGUGAAAAAGAAAUCCUAAUGACGAAUUUGAAAAAGCAUUCAAUCAACUGUAAAAAACUAAACGAUUUAAACUAAUAACUUAAGAUUCAAUUAAAAGAAAUGAAUUCUUGUCUGUUUUAUUUCUUUUAGCAGAACAGAGAGCUUUAGGUUUAAUAUACAUUAAUACAAAAGAAUUUAGAAAAAAUGAUAUAAAAUUAAUAAAUGCUCAUAGAUUCUCGAAAAAAUAAAAUAAAUCAAAAUAAUACUGAAACAGAUAGCUAAAGCUCGCUAGAUGGGGUUAGUAUUCUGAAAAGCGAGAGUGUUGUUAAUAAUACUGAAUAAAGAAAAUCUAUAUAUUAUUAAAGAAGAAACACAUGUACUCCAUCUCAUUCAUUUAAUAAAUUUGGGUUUUAAUCUAGCUAAAUAAAAAAUAUUGUUGAAUAAGUAAAUAAAAACUAAUAAGAAUAAAAUCAAAAUAAAGAAAAAGAUGAAUAUCCUAUUAAUCAUAAUCGUUCACACUCUGAAGAAAAAUUAAUUAGAUUGAUAAAAAGUGAGGACACUUCAAAAAAAGAAGAGGAAUUUUAAUUUUCUAAUAAUUUGUAAGGAGAGGAAAAGAAUGAGUUUGUUCCAUAACAGGUUCUUCAUAAAAUUACAGGUUAAAAUAAAAAAUUAAGUAAAAAUGCUUCAAUUAACAUUACAGAAUAAUAAGAAGAGAACGAAGAUGUGUUUUCAAGCUCUUAACCAAAUUUUUAGUUUAUUAACAAGAGCUCAGGUUCGAUAAAAUCAAACAAUGAUAUUAAAUCAUAAUAAGGAGAGAAAAAUAGUGAAAAAAUAAAUAAAAAAUUACCUGAUAUUUAAGAAGAGGAGAUAACUAGUCCCAUAUUAAUAAAAUAGAAUAUAAAAAAUGUUAAUUUAAACAGAGAGAUAUUGUUUAAUUAAAAAUCUGCAUAAAAUUUAGACAGAAAAGAUUAGUCUUUCGAAUAUAAAAAUUAAAAUACCUCUUGGUAUAGUGCAGGUAGUAUUCUAGGAAAAACCAAAUUAAGUGAUUCAGAAGAUAAUUAAAAAGAUAAAUUUAACACCAACUUGGUAAAGACAACAUCAGGUAUUUCAAAAUCAAGUUAUAAAGAAGAAAAUAGUAAAGAAAACGAUACCUAUUAAGAAGAUGAAAAAGUAUUGAUUAAUAAAAUUAAUGAAAUUAAAAGUAAACCUACAAGUAGCAAAUAGCUUAAUUUAAUUACAAACAAUUAAGAUGAGUCAAUUUCUAUAAAUUCUUUACAAUAAAUACUCUCAAAUAAUAAAAACGGAAUUUUUAACUUUGAUUACUUUAAUAGUGAAGAAACUGAAUAGAGCUUAAGAUAAAUGCUAUUUUAGACAUUGUAAGAAGAAGAAUAAUGUAAAGCUUUUCAAAAAUAUUUAGAAGAUAGAAAUGAAAAUUUGGAUAAAAUAUAUUAUAUAAAUGAAGAGUAACAAAAAACAUUUGAAGGAAUAAUUUAAAAAUUAAGUAGCGAGCAAAAGUAGUAAUUGAUAAAUUUGUAAUUAGUAAGCAACCAGCUUAAUAGUAAUAAAAACAGCUAAAAUUAGAUAUAAAUUGAGUAAUUUUAAAAUAGUGACAAUGAAGGAAGCAUGAGCAACUUGAUAAAAAAUAAUGAUUUUUGUCUCCAUCAAAUAUUAAAUUGUACAAAGAAUAAACAAUAAUAUUAAAAUAGUAAUCAAAUUAGAAGCGAAGAAAUUAAUUUGUAAGAAAAAGUAUAGAGUAACUACGUAUUUAAUAGACCACAUGUACAUUUUCCGGAUAUUCCUCUUCAAACAAUACAAGAAUAAAAAAUUGAGAAUGAAAAUUAAGAUAACACUGGUAAAUAAUAGCAAGUAAGUGAUUUUCCCAGUUGCUGCUAAAAUUAAGAGAAUGAAUAAUUUAAAUCAAUGAAUAAUGGGUUUGGGAUUCAUGAAUUUUCUCUAACUUCUUUAUCAUCCUCAUUGAGCGAAGUAGACUUAAUGGUGGCAGAUUUUUUCAAAAAAAUACAAAUAAAAAAUGAAAAGGAGAGAAAUUUUAUUCAAUAAUUAGAUAAGGAGUCAAAAAUAAGUUCAGAUGCUAAUUUUAUUGGUAGUUAGUGGGUCUUUUCAUAAGAAUUUUCACCUAAAGGAAAUAAACUGUUGUAAAAUCACUCAAAUUACUUAGACACACUCAAUUUCAUUGACUCAAACUUAAUUUCUAGCUAAAUGUAAUAAAAAUAAAAUUAAGCAGAGAAUAAUAAUGCACUUGGGGAUAAAGUUUAUAUUUAAGCAACUGAUAGAGAUUUAUUAGAAGAAAAAAAUAAAAUAAAUAAACAUUAAAAUUAAAAAAAUGAGGGCAUAAACGCUUAAAGUUUCGUUAAUUUUGAGAACAAAGAAGAGCCUUAGAUUGACUAAACGUAAAUAAAAAGUUUAAAUCAAAUAGGCCUGAAUUAAAAUUUUUUAAACUCUGUCAUUUAAGAAAAGAACUAGCAAGAAGCUUAAAACAUUUUAGUCAAACAAGAGAUAACGAAAAAAAAUGUUUUGUAAAGGCUUGUUUCAAUAGAUUGCUCUUCAUAGCAUUCUUCAACAAAUUCAAACUUUUCUAAUUAAAUAUCUGCCAGAUAAGUAGAGAGUUAACCUAACUGUUUGAGUAAUUAAAAUGUGUUGAGCAAAAAAAAUAUAAAAAAUAGUCAUUAAAAUAUUUAAAAUAGCAACAUUACUUUAGAUAUUACAAAAAAAAAUGGAGGAGAGAAAUCUCCUGACAGCCCUUUUAAAAAUUAAAAUAUGCUAUCAAGAAAAUCAAUCCGUAUGAACACUAUUGACAUCGUGACGAGCGAAUUGAAUGAUUGCUUUCACACAAGUAGUCAAUCAAUUACUGAUAAUUAUAUUUCUAAUGAAUAUUCUUAAUAAGAAAGCUAAAGUAUGCUUAAGUCUAAAGAUAAAUAUGGGAGCUCUUCUCCAAGAUCUCCAUCAGGAAAUAUUGGAAAUUAAAAUUUUUCUUAAUCCUAGUCUCUGGCGAAAUAGACAUCUUUUAUGAGUAAAAGCUCAUAACAAAAGUCUAUAUUCGGAUAAAAAUUCCAGAGGCUUAAAAGUGAGAGCUUUAAUUAGUCUGACGAUGAAAUGACUCAGUCAGAAUAUGUAGACUAAGUUCCAGAUCUUUCAACUUAAGUUUUGAUUAAGUUUAAAAACAACUAAAAAAGAUCAUUUUUAUAUUCUUAAGAAAAUUCAUAAGACUAAGAACAAAAUGAAACCAAUAAUAAUGAUAAACAUAAUGAAAAUUUUUUAUAAAGUAAUUAAGAAAAUAAUAAUUAAAUUUACAACAAAGAUGCAAAUGAUAAUAUUAAAAAUCAAAUCUUUUCCAAUCACGAAAGCAAUGAAAAAUAGAAUAAAAGCCAUAAAAAGAGUAGCAUUAUGCACCCAAAAAAUAAUUAAAAACCUCAAAUAAAUAAUUAUUUAGAGAGUUAACAAUAAAGUGAAGAGAAAUUAGAAGCAAAGGAUUUAAGUUAUAUUUCUAAAUCAUCAAUAUCUUCUUCAUCUUCUGAAUCCUCUUCUUCUCAACCAUCUUCUUCAUAAUAUGAAAGUAGUAGCAGUAGUAACAAUGAUAGUGGUUCAGAUUUAGAUAGCAUAAGAAAUCUGAAAAGAAACCUUAAAAUAUCUAAAACUCCGUAGACAAACAGAAGACAAUUAAAUUCCAAAAGACAAAUAAAGAAAAAAAAGGACGAAAAAUCUAAUCAAAAUUAAAUAAAAGCUUAAGAAUCUAAAUCCUAGCUAAACCCUAUUCCUUAAAGAAAUUUGAUGAGAAGAUCGAGCUUACCUCUGCAGUUAAUAGUAGAUUUAAAAAAUAAUGGAAGUAAAUCUGAAAUACAAAAAGAUAUUGUACAAUUAUCCACAAACUUUGAAAUUAAAAUUAAGUAGCAUGAAAAAUAUUAAUGCCAAACCAAACUCAGGAUUACUGAUCUCGUGCAAAGUCUCGGCAAAAUAUUUAUUGUUCAAGAUUUCAAGUCAACUGCUUAAUAAAAAAUGCAAUCACUGGCUGAAAAUGAAAAGAGAAUAGAAUUUCUUUUAAAAAAGAUAUCUUUGUGCACGUUUAAGAAUAAAGUUUAAGAAAUAGUGAAAUUAUUCAAUGAACGAUAUAAAUUGAUUCAAUAAAUCGAAUAAGUAGAGAAGGCGAUCUAAACAACAAUAUUUCAUGAGAAAAAAAAAGAAGCUGGAGAAUAAAGCGAUCAUUCUGUUGAAGACCCUGAACCAAAGUCUCCAAUUGUCUAAACUAAAUAAAGAAGAUUGGCGAGAUCUGGAACUUUUACAGGAAAGCAGCAAAAUAAUUUAAAAAUUUCUAUAGAUCAUAGGUCAUCUAUAGAUAGUAUAUACUAGUAGAAGUUUAAUCAGUCAUCUUUAAAUGCUUAAGAAAGUAAAGAAAUAGUGAAAGAAACAAUUCAUUAAGAUGAUUAAGCAGAUACUGUAAUUAGCCCUUAAAGAAAAAGAAGCUCAGAUUUAAUUAAAAAUAGAAAAUUGAAGUCACCACAACAAGGAAUUGGUGAAAGAAGAAGUUCUCAUCAUAAAAUAAAUUUCGAAAAUAUGCUGAGCAAACAAAUUGAAAAAGAAGAAGAUUAAAAAAUUGAAAUAUUAGAUGAAAUUCUUUAUAAAAAUUCUGGUUAUAGCUCAGAUGGUGUCCUGGACAACCCUUAUUCGUCUUGUGCUCAUAAAGAGAAGCCAGAUAAAGAGAUAGACAAAAACAAUGUUGGAAUUAAGGAUUUUGAUUUCUUGAAGUUAAUAAGUAAGGGUGCUUUUGGUAGAGUAUGGCUUGUCCGUAAAAAAAACACUGAGGACAUCUAUGCUAUGAAAAUAGUUAAUUUUGCUGAAAAAAUGAACAAAAAUCAUUUGGACUCACUUAAAAAAGAAAAUGAGAUUUUAUCUAAAGUUUAAGGUGAUUACGUAGUCAAAGCUGUCUAUACAUUUACUCACGAGUCAUAUAUUUGUUUUGUAAUGGAGUAUAUGAUCGGAGGGGAUCUCGGCUCUAUAAUAUCUUCUUAUGGAGUUUUAGAGGAGUCAAUGGCUAAGUUUUAUAUAGCAGAAAUAGUUGUAGCAAUUCAUAAUCUUCAUUAAAUAGGCAUAAUUCAUCGUGAUCUAAAACCAGAUAAUUUACUGUUAGACAGCCAAGGUCAUUUAAAAUUGACAGAUUUUGGACUUUCUGAUAUGGGUUUGCAGAGGAGAAAUAAAACAGCUAGCGAAAAGAAGAAAGAAAAGCUUAAAAUUUUCAACAACUUACAAAAGAAUAACAAAGCAUUUUAGAAGUUCGAUGAUAGAAUCAAUUAAAACGAUAAGUUUGAUAAAUAAAAAAAACCGAUUCGCUAAGAGAUAUUAGAAAUGAAAAAAAAUGUGGAUAGUCUCAAUAUUUUAAAAUUAAAUAAUAAAAUAUCAAAACCAGCAAAUAGGAUAAUAGGUACUCCUGAUUAUAUUGCACCUGAAAUAUUAAAGGGAGAGGGUUUAUAAAAUCCUGCUAUUGAUUGGUGGAGUGUAGGUGUUAUGCUUUUCGAGCUACUCAUAGGAAUUCCUCCUUUUAAUGAUGACACAGUUGAAAAAAUAUUCGAUAACAUUAAAAAUUAUAGAAUAGCAUGGGAUUAAAUUCCUGUGGGUGACGGAGAAGAUGAAGUUAGUUAAAAAUCUGUCAAUUUAAUUAAAAAGUUGAUGCACCCAGAUCCUAAGCAAAGACUAGGUUCUCAGGGAAUAAUUUAAAUAUAGUCAGAUCCUUUCUUUACAGGCAUAGAUUGGAAUAACUUGAAAAAAACGCCAGCUCCAAUUAUCCCAGAAGUAAAAAACAUCUUGGAUACAAGCAAUUUCGAUAAAGAUAAGGUCUAUUAAGAAGGAGAGCAGAUAGAUCCAUUCUUCGGUCUACCAAAAGGAGUAGAAACUGUAAAAGAAGCUAAAAAAUUACUUGAUCAAACAGGGUUUUCUGUAAAAAGAUACGAUGUUUUAUUUGAAGAGAACUAAAAGCAUAUUGAGAAAGAGGAAAUUCAUAUAUAAAAAAUGGUAAAAGAGCUAGAAGAAUAAGAAAAGGAAAUUGAAAAGCUAGAAAAUGAGUGUGGGGCUGAUGAUAGUAGUGAUGAGACAAAUUUUCAAGAAAUUGAUAGUAUCAUAUCAAGAAGCAAAGCCCCUUCUAAUUCUUCAUGCAUAACUAAGUCUUCUACAGGUGGUAAUAAAAAAAAUAGUACUGACUUUAGUCCUUUUUUGGAGAGCACAAUAUCCAAACUAAAGCCUUUUGAUCCUUUAAAUUGAUCAACCAGCUGAAUAAACAAACUUGCAUUUAAAAAAAUUUGAAAAUAAAAUUAACUUUAAGAAAAUGUAGAAAAUAAUUUAAAUUCGAUGAAUUUAGUGAGUGAGUUAAAUCUGGAAAGCAGGGUUGUAUUUAAAAAGCAAGCCCUUAUUUUAAUAAAACUAACAAAUUUAAUAUAAAAUGAUUUCUUUUUAAAAUAAAACACAGAAUAUAAAUUUAAAUAAUUUCUAAAAUUACUUUUAAACAAAAAAAUAACUUAAAAAACUCUUAAUAAUAUAAAUAAAUAAAUAUUCACCCAAUAAUAAUUUAAAAUAUAUAAUUUGUAUAUUUAAUAAUUUCGUC